Messenger RNA from Enterobius vermicularis (human pinworm), 1047 nucleotides. Lineage: Eukaryota; Metazoa; Nematoda; Chromadorea; Rhabditida; Oxyuridae. The record is from the annotation of a GenBank genome assembly.
AUGCGGCAGUGGCAUGGAGGGAAGCUCAAGAAAUUCUUUAAAGAGAACAAACCGUUAGUAUGCUUUAUUUGUGUUGUCUUUAUUGGAGUUUUAUGGGCUUUGGGAUAUCUUGAUCACUUAGCCGAACGUCCUUUUGAUGAUUUCAAAUGGCCUCCAUACGUCGAUGUUAUGGAACAGGUAAACUUAGAACUUUCAAAAAAGCCGUCGGCUGUCACCCCAGUAAACGACUGGAAGAAGUUGACACCUUACAAGGUCCCGAGCUGUAGUGUAGAUGCUUCUGGCACGAAUAACCUUAUAUUAAUAAUUGUGAAAUCGGCUGUUUUUAACGUUCAACAUCGUAGAGCUAUACGAGACACUUGGGGUGCUGUAAAGAAAUAUUCUGGUUAUGUUAUCCAGACCAUAUUUUUGACGGGUCGUUUGAAGCCUGCUGAUGAGAAACACUUUGGAAGUGUAAUAGAGAUGGAAAGCGAGAAAUAUGGAGACUUAUUGAUUGGAGAUUUUAUUGAUUAUUACCACAAUAAUACUUAUAAGUUUUUAUACGCUAUAAAGCAUGCUAUGAACUACUGUAAUAGAACAGAAAGUGUACCAUUCACUUUGCUACUUGAUGAUGACUAUAUUGUAUCAAUUCCAAAUUUGAUUAAAGAGGUGAGUCGCUGGCAUCCAUCUGAUCGUUUGUACACAGGAUGGCGAUUUGAUGUCACUCCGUUCCGUUCUCGAAUUUUCAAACAUAGGGUAUCACUUUCGAUUUAUCCUUAUGAUAAGUAUCCCCCGUACAUCACUGGUGGUUCAAUUUUGCUAACUGCGCAGACGGUUACUGAGAUGUAUUUAGCAGCCCAGUACGUUCGUCUUUAUAAACUAGACGACAUUUAUGCUUCGAUUUUAGCUUAUUUGUUACAUAUACCAGCUUUGCAUAAUGAAAAUAUGCAUUUUUAUUAUUAUUCUAUAAAUGGGAUAAAUUUCAAAGACAUGAUUUGUAUUCAUGGCUAUUAUGGCGACAAUCUUCGAGAAACGUAUAGGCGUUUAGAAAAGAGGGGUUUAAUGGUAUGA